Limanda limanda (common dab) is the source of this 1385-nucleotide messenger RNA. RefSeq names its product axin interactor, dorsalization associated (gene aida). Lineage: Eukaryota; Metazoa; Chordata; Actinopteri; Pleuronectiformes; Pleuronectidae. The record is from RefSeq and is a predicted model, not a curated record. Gene Ontology annotation, cellular component: membrane. The transcript is spliced from 11 exons. Gene Ontology annotation, molecular function: phosphatidylinositol binding. Gene Ontology annotation, biological process: determination of ventral identity. The coding region runs from base 3 to 926 and encodes 307 amino acids.
ACAUGUCCGAUGUCAACAAGACGGUGCAGAAGUGGCUCUGCAGCUUCAAGAAGGCCACGGACUUUGACUCAUGGGGACAGCUGGUGGAGGCGAUAGAUGAGUAUCACAUUCUGGCGAGGCAGCUGCAGAAAGAGGUCCAGUCGACAGGUCCUUCCGACUUCACCGAGGAUCAGAAGAAAACGUUAGGAAAGAUUUCAACAUGCUUGGAAAUGAGAAGUGCCAGUUUGCAGUGCACACAGUCCAAAGAUGACUUCACGUUAGAAGACCUGAAGAAACUGGAGACCAUCAUUAAAAAUCUACUGACGUACAACAAAGAAUUUCCCUUUGAUGUCCAGCCGGUGCCCUUAAAGAAAAUCCUGGCUCCAGGUGAAGAGGAGAACCUGGAGCUGGAGGAGGAGGAGGAUGCUGCGGCAGGAGCAGGGUCGACGGAGGCGUUCCCCCCCCGAGCCCCUGCUUCGCAAGGUACCUUGUUGCCACGGUUACCUUCAGAACCGGGGAUGUCGCUUCUAACAAUAACGAUUGAGAAAAUCGGCCUGAAGGACGCCGGGCAGUGCAUCGAUCCGUACAUGAUCAUUAGUGUUAAAGAUUCAAAUGGUUUAGACCUGAACCCAGUGCAGGACACACCCGUGGCCACCAGGAAGGAAGACACCUACAUUCAUUUCGGUGUGGACGUAGAGAUCCAGAGACACGUGGAGAAAUUAGCAAAAGGAGCUGCUAUCUUCUUUGAAUUCAAGCACUACAAACCCAAAAAGCGAUUUACCAGCACAAAGUGUUUUGGCUUCAUGGAACUGGACGAGAUCAAACCGGGACCCAUCGUAAUUGAAUUGUACAAGAAACCCACCGACUUCAAGAGGAAGAAACUGCAGCUUCUGACAAAGAAACCACUUUAUCUCCAUCUUCUCCAGACGUUACACAAGGACAGCUGAGACGCCGUGCGGCCUCCGACUCUGCAACUUUAAUCGCCAUUCAUACCUCAUCACGUCCAGCAAUACUAAAUCCAGGCCGCUGUCACUUCUUUCCCACCUCGGAGUAUUUCGAAGAAAGCAAAGGGAACUGAGCCAAACAUUCGUCACAUCAGGUCGAGACUGACACAUUAGUUAUUCAUUUUUAUAUUUUUUUUUUUACACAGCAGUGGUAUGUUUUAACAAUAAGACCACCUCAUGUCUAGUCUUCCUUCGCUCUGAUUUUUUGGGAAAUGAGACAACGGAAAAACCACUGCAGGUGCUUAGUUUGAUACUGAACAGACUCGUUGGACAUUGAACCUCGGACUGACGUCAAAUUCAGCAAAACAUUAAAAGCAACAAUUUUUUCACUCAAAUCAAAACCUAUUGGGGAAGCAGAGACAGAGUUUGAGUCAUUUGCUGAAUAAAUAAUACGGAAUGACA